Messenger RNA from Onthophagus taurus, 4551 nucleotides. It is a transcript of the gene jing, whose product is annotated as AE binding protein 2 jing. Gene Ontology annotation, biological process: regulation of transcription by RNA polymerase II. Gene Ontology annotation, cellular component: ESC/E(Z) complex. The record is from RefSeq and is a predicted model, not a curated record. NCBI's taxonomy places the organism in Eukaryota, Metazoa, Arthropoda, Insecta, Coleoptera, Scarabaeidae.
ACGGUCUACGUGCUGCGGACACGACGGAGGAGGACUUGAACACUGCUGGUCGCAAGAGGACUAGUUGUUGUAGUAGCGAACCAGUGGCUUUUGGGCGUCGCGACGUCGUCGCCGCGAGGACACACAGUGAUCAUCGGGAUGUCGCCGCCGCGCGGAUUUUGAGUGAUUGUCGAAGACAAGUGAUCGGGAUGUUGCGCGGUGGUGUUAUUGUUGUGGAGGGCGCAUCGACGGGCCCAAAUAGUAAUAGUAGUAGUAGUAAUGAUGAUGAUGUGAAGAAGAGGAAGGAAGUUGAAGAAGACGCCGUUGUCAACGACGGAGAGAUACGACUUCUACAAGACGACGAUUGCAGAAAAAAACGUUGUGUUGAUAGAUACGACAGUUCGGAAUCUUCAGACAGUGGCGUCGCGGUAUUGAGUUGCACGGAUUGCAGUGGAAGCAGCACGACCAGUGAUAUCACCGAUCCGGGAUCACCGUUUAGCGUAACGAGUAGUCAUAGCGAAGAUUCUUCCGGUUCGAAGAUGACUCCCACUCAAAGUGCUCACCAUCCGCCGUGGUCGUGGACGGAGGAGGCGAAUCCCCCGCCGAAAAGGCCCACGGACGAAAAAGAAGCGUUGGAAAAACGGCUAAAAAUCGACGGGGAAAAGAAAGAGAACGCAUCAUCACCAACUUGCCUGAAUAUCUUAGUGAAUUCAACUAGAUCACACGCACAAAUACUGCCUAAAGAAAAUGCUAGUCUAAGUAAUAAUUACAAUAAUAAUAAUAAUAAUAAGGUUACGAAACAUAGUGGUAAGAAGAAAGUUGAGGUCGCAAUAGCUCCCAAAAUGCAACAAGGAAAGAUAACGGAAUAUUUUAAAUCGAGCGCGAAAACCACAAGCAAUCAAUUGAAAUCGAAAAAGAAUAAUUUGAAUAAGGGAAGAAAUAAGAUUACGCCGUCUGUUUCAUCGAUACCUAGAAAAAUCCUUCCGGCUCCUAGUAAAAUUCCGGUUGCUUCAUCUAUUAAUAAUUUUAUUAAUCACCCGGCGGUGACAUUAACAGCGGUUGCGUUUCCACCGAAUCUUACGUAUCUUCACGCAAAGGCUCCAAAACCGCCCGACAACAUCUUCGUUCCCCAAUUCACCACGAUUGACAACCGGUGCCUAAACAUCAUCCAGCCUUUCAACAACUUUAAUAGUUGCGUGAAGCUCAAUGCCACUGUAGUGCCUAUCGUAAAAUUGCCUUCAAGAAUAAACGGGUCGAAUUUUAGUGUGUUAAAUUUACCAAAACAACAGCAACAACAACCAUCAAUACAACCUCCCAGUCUUAGUCUUUCGACGGCAGCUCAUCACCCGUCGUCGUCAAUCCACCAUCAAACCCUCAAGACCCAGACGUCCUCCGAAGCGGCGAGCGAAGCUUGUAGUGAAGCGUCUUCGAUUGAAACGUCAUCGUUAGAUACUGCUUCAACAACCAUUUUAACACCCGAGGUAGCAGUGACAGGCGGGAGUUUGGGUCCGGCAACUCCUGAUAGCUCCGACAGCGGGAUCUCGAGUAGUAGCAAUACAUUGGAAAUAAGUGUGAAUGAUGAGCACGUGUCCGAAGCACAGAAAUCUCCGAUUCUUUCACAACCGAAAACGAUUCGGUUUCCUGCCAAACAACAACCUCCGAAUACUAAGGAGAAGAGGACGCACUCCAGCGAUCAAGUCGUGUGUCACUGGGCUAAAUGUCAAGCGUUAUUUGAUGCCAGUGGAGCUUUAUUAGAACAUCUACAGUUAGUACACGUUGUACCUCAACCAGCUCAAGAAGAACAGUACGUCUGUUUGUGGGUUGGAUGUAAAGUUCAUGGCCGCAAGUCUUGUUCUCGUUCGUGGUUGGAAAGGCACGUGUUGGCGCAUGCUGGAACUAAACCAUUUAGAUGUAUUGUGGACGGAUGUGGAAUGCGAUUUAAUUCACAGUUAUCUUUGGAAAGACAUGUAAAUAAUCAUUUCAACACCGAUGGCAAUCAAAAUGGAAGUGGGAAGAAGCAAGUGGACAAUAAUUCUGCAAAGUUAUUUAAGCGAAAUGGGAAAAAAUUAAGGUUUCGAAGGCAACCUUGGUCAGCACGCAUGUUCGAUUUUAUCGAUUCCGGAAUCAUGGAAGGUUUACAACAUCGACUUUUAAUGUUGACCGAAAAAAGAACGCUUGGUCAAUUCGAAAACGCGCCGGGGGAUACUUUAACUCUUCAAAGUCAAAUUUUAGCCAGGAGGAUAGAAGCUGAUGGACAGAAAAAAGUUUUAUUAAGGUGGCACCCUCAAAAUAUAGUUCCAGAUGAAUGGGUGAAUGAAUCAAACUUCCAACAAACAAAAUACAUGUCGAUACCGAACUUGGAGUGUUCCGCCAAAGUGGAAUUAAGUCCGUUUUUGUUUAAAGAACCAACAGAGAGUCUACAAUCGAGACGAAAACACCGCCGGAAGCCGUGUAAAGCGGUCACGUGAUAAACAUAGUAUGAAGAGAGAAAUAACGACUCAAAAAUUUUCGAGUGUGUCUUAAUUUAAAUCAAAUCAUCAAUUUUUUCAUAAAUUUUUGUUUGUAAAUACGCAAUAAUAACAAUAAUUUUAAUUAUUUAAUUUUUUAAUUAACGAAUUUAUUUUUUACGAACUACAUCGAUGAUCUCACUUACUUUAUUGUUAUUAUUAUUAUUAAUCGAUUAUUUUCUUUAUAAAAAAAAACACACUUGGAAAUUUUCUUUUUUUGUCGUUUAAUGUAGUAAUAAUGUACGUACGAAAGAAAAAAAGAAAUAAUAGAGUUGAUGAUUCGUAAAGAAAAGCAUAGAAUCGAUUUUUUUUUUUGUACAUUUCUCGUGAAGUCUUUCACUUUGUAUAGUAGAUUGUACAUGACGUGUUGUAAGUAUACUGAGUAAAUAGGGCGUAGGUAAGGUAAAAAAAGUUAAUCGUCGAAAUUGGAAAUGGGAUUGAAUUGAGUUUUGAUCCGGCUUCCGGUUUUCGAGGAGAAAAUAACCAGCAAACUGACACUGCCACAAUUUAACUGGUUGUUUAGGUACAUGGUGAGCUACUUCUAAAAGCGAUUUUUCUUAUUUUAUAUUAAUUUUUCUUGAAUAAGAAAAAUCGUUUAAUGUGCUCGAUUAAUCUAGGCCAAUUAAUAAAAAAGAGUAAUUUAAGUUAAUCGUAUUUUCAUUUAAGUUUUUUUGUAAAAAAUUAAUUGUAAUAAUAAAACAGGACAAAAACACCAUGUGUUCUAAAUGUCGCUUAAAAGGAAUACAUUUUUCGAAUUUUUCUUACUAUUUCUUUUUUAAGCGACUUUGUAAUAUUAUUAAGGCGCGUCGAUUUAUGUUUCUUUUUUUAAAUCAACAGAAAAAAAGAGAAAAACAUGUGAUUUUUUUAUAUAUAUACGUUAAUGUCGUUAUUAUCGUAAUACUUUGUAUGCAUUUUUUUCUUAUUUACUAUAAUUAUCGUUUAAUUAUUUUUCGUUUAUGAAUUUUGUAGAUGAAUUUUGUAGCAAGUUAAAAAGAAAAAAUAAUCAUUUUGUCUAUAUUAUAAAAUUUUCUUAUGUGAGGAAACAGAUCACUGCCAAAAAAAUAACUGCCCAGAGAUGGUUUUAGUAUGUAGUUAGGUAAAUUUAUAGUUCGGUUUAAUAAUUUUUUAAUAAUGAUUUAAAACGAUUUAACGCAAUAAUAUUAAGCAAUUUUUAUUAUCUAAAUGGAAAGUCCUUUAACAUUUAUGUUAUAGAUUUAAGUUUUCAAUAAGUUAGAUUUGAACUUCUUUUAAAAGUAAUGUUGUGGGGAUUUCAAAUUUAUUGGGAUAUCAAUUAAGAUGAGAUUGACACAUAACUCUUCUCAUUCUCUUUUUCAAUCUCUUAGACUUGAUUCAUCUACGUUCAUUUAAGUGGCUAAUAAUGCUUCUCUUGGUGUUUUGGUAAUCACAAAAUUGGUAUUAUGCUAUAUUUUGUUCUAAUAAUAUUAUUAAAUCAACAUCCAAGCUUACUUUGUGCAUUUAUAUCUAUCUAAUAACUAAUAACUUCAAAUCUAAUACUAAGAACAGUUAAGAUUAGUUUUGUUAUUUUCUUUUAUCUUCUGAAGCAGUCAAUAUUAUUUAUAUCAUUAUCACAUUGUUCAAACCAACUCAAAACCUCAAAUUCAUCUCUCUAUAAUUUGUUGUUAAUUAUUUUAGUUGUAUUUCUCUCUUCUUUAUUGCGUAUAUAAAAAUUACACCAUUUAUCAGGUUGAUACAAAAACCUUGAUGAAUCUAAGACACAACACUUUCAUUUCAAAUUCGAGUUAUAAUGGAUUAGAAUUGCAUCAUUUGUGUGAAGUACUCCCAGAAUUAAUAUAAUGUUAAUAAGCUGCACAUGUCCAUAUCAUUUUAAGAUAUUGAAUUUUUGUGCUGCAAUGAAUUGCCUAUAAAUUGGAAAAUAACUUGCUUUGAAUACAGUUUUUCAAAAAUUCUGCUUCUAGAACUUUCUUUUGAGUUGGAAGUUUUUUUGUAGCACAGAUGCUUCAACUGUAAUCCCCUGCUUCCUGUGUAUGUUUGAAAAUCGCCAACUUGCCCUUUAUCAGCUCGAACUCAACACUUACACACUCUU